Messenger RNA from Rodentolepis nana, 540 nucleotides. The record is from the annotation of a GenBank genome assembly. Lineage: Eukaryota; Metazoa; Platyhelminthes; Cestoda; Cyclophyllidea; Hymenolepididae.
AUGGCUGUUCUAUUCGUAGUUUGCUUGCUGCAAUUAACUGCUAUUGCUGGAAGAGAGAGCUCAGAUUUGCCCCAUUCCACUUGUUCAAGAAUCGUGUCAACACCGUCUGGGAAAUCCGUACCCCUAAUAUUUGCCACUGGUGUAGUUGGGAAAUUCUUUGGUUCUUCUGGAUAUGAGAUAUGGCAAAUUGAUAUAAAGGAUAACAAAUGCUAUGCAAACGACAAAGUGUUCGGUGAUCCCUGUACUGGGCAUUCUGGCAAUGGUUACUAUAAUUUAACAAUCAAUGACGUUACGAAAAUCCGCGAACUUCGUUUCAUUGGAUACAGUGUUAUUUGUGUGGCUAAAUUUGUCCCGAAAUGUCAAUUCAGAUCUGUUGAACCAGACAACUUCUCGGAAAAUGAGGCAAAUGAUCAGAUGGAUUGCACCUUCAAGUAUGAACGAGGAGGAAUGGAAACUGGCACACAUUUCACUGUCGAAGAAUUUUAUUUAACUCUAGGAAUGAGUGUUUAUGGGACAAAAGUGGUGUGUCAACCGAUAUAG